AUGUCCUCCCCGCUCCACUGGACCCGCAUGGCCAAGGGCGAGGCGUUCCCGCCCACGGCCGUCAAGAUUAGCGGCGGCGGCGGGCGUGUCGGCAUCCCGCUCUAUGCUGUGCGGUACAGCAACAACGGGGUGUGGUACUUUGGCCGCGUCGCGCACAAGUCCGAGGCGGUCGUGACGAAUGGCGAGGAAACGAUCAUGGUCGGCAAGUUUGAGGUGCUGUGCGCCGCUGCGCCGGCGAAGAAGGCGCCGUACAAGUGGGUCAAGGUGUCUGCUGGGGACAUCAAGCCGGCCCGCGCAUGGUCGGCGACAGAGGACGGGGGGCUGCUGCUCGCGCGCACGGCCGCGCCGACGCCAAACACGCCGUUUGGCAAGCGACCAGGAUUCUGGCAACCCGGUGCCCCGCACGCCCACUUCCCGAGCCUUGCGCGCGAUGUCGACGCCCACGCCGCCGAGUUUGAGAUCCUCGUCCUCCGCCCUGCUGUUGACGGGGUUGUUGACGACGUGAAGUCGGCCGCGUCGGUGCCGCUUUCGCGCUGGGCGUCGAUCCGCCAGAGCUUUGUCUCGGCCGUUGGCAACUGA
Molecule: messenger RNA, 579 nt
Organism: Vanrija pseudolonga
Lineage: Eukaryota; Fungi; Basidiomycota; Tremellomycetes; Trichosporonales; Trichosporonaceae
Exons: 4
Coding region: 1-579 (192 amino acids)
Source: RefSeq, a predicted model, not a curated record